AUGGAGACCGCAUCACAUCCGCCGCCGUGGUGGCUGGCCGCGAGAUCGUGCAGCCUCCCCUCAGGCGGGUUCAUCCAAUGGGCCGCCUUCAUGUUCCUCUCCACGUCCUCGCUGGAGGCGCUCCUGUCGGCGGCGUCCGCGGGGUUCCUCGCCGUCCUCCUCUGCCUCGCGCUUCGCAGGCUCCUUUUGUCCCGCUCCCGCACGAAUGACAACAUCAACGGAAACGCCGACAGGCCGCUUCUCGACAGGGCGGCUGAUCCGCGGCUGGCGGUGCGGAUCGGUGCCCGCUACAUCGUGGCCCUGGCGGCGUCCACGAUCCUCGCCGCGUUCUACGCCGUGCUGCUCGUGCUGUCUUCUUUAGCGGCGAGAGGUGGCUGGGAGGCGGCGUUCCUGGCGCUGCAGUGCGCGGCGCACCUCGCCGCCGCUGUGCUGGUGGCCAGAGAGAGGCGGUCUAGUGCGCCGAGGACGCACCCGAUCACGCUACGGCUCUUCUGGCUCACGGUGCCCGCGCUGACCGCACUCGUCGCGGCCACCGCGAUCGCGCGCGUCGCAUCCGGCGCCGCCGCGUUCCCCGACGACGCUCUCUCGAUCACAGCGCUCGUUCUAUCCCUGCCCCUGCCGGUCCUCGCGGUCUCCGGCUCCACGGGGAUCACCAUGAACGCGGCGGAUAACGAUGCCAGGGCCGACGAGAACGUGACGGCGUACGCGCGGGCGUCGUGGCUGUCGCGCGCGUCGUGGGCGUGGAUGAACCCGCUGAUCCGACGGGGGUACCACGCGACGCUGAACAUCUCCGACGUGCCGGCCCUGGCGCCGCAGCACAGGCCGGAGCGCAUGCACGAGCUCUUCGUCUCCCACUGGCCGGCUUCCUGCUCCAGCGGCUCGAGAUCGGGAUCGGGAUCGGGCUGCGCGCGCACCCUGCUCCGGUGCUUCUGGCCGCUGGUCCUGGCGAACGGGGUGCUGGCGCUGCUCCGUCUCGCCGUCAUGUACGUCGGGCCGACGCUGAUCCAGAGCUUCGUGGACUUCACGGCGGCGCCGGAGCGGCGGCCGCUGUGGGAGGGCGUGAGGCUGGUGCUGGCGCUGCUGGCGGGGAAGGCGGCGGAGGCGGUGUUCAGCCACCAGUACAACUUCCAGUGCCAGAAGCUGGGGAUGCAGGUCCGGGGCGCGCUCAUCACGGCGCUCUACCUCAAGGGCCUCCGGCUGUCUUGCGCGUCGAGGCACGAGCACGGCCUGGGCGUCAUCGUCAACUACAUGGCCGUCGACGCGCAGCAGCUCGCCGACAUGAUGCUCCAGAUGCACAACCUAUGGCUCAUGCCGCUCCAGGUGUUUGUGGCCAUUGGGAUGUUGUACUUGUACCUAGGGCCUCCGGUGAUGUCGGCGCUAGUUGGCCUUCUAGGGGUCAUGGCUUUCAUUAUGCUUGGCAACCGCCGGAUCAAUUGGUACCAGUUCUCACUGAUGAGGGAGCGAGACCGGAGAGUAAAGGCAACGAGUGAGAUGUUGAGCUACAUGCGUGUGAUUAAGCUCCAGGCAUGGGAGGAGCACUUCCAUGCGCGCAUAGCUCGGUUUCGAUGUCUCGAAUUUGGGUGGUUGUCACGCUUCCUCUACUCCAACUCAUACAACUUGAUCAUAUUGUGGAGUGGCCCGAUCUUCAUCUCCGCGCUCGUCUUCGGGACAUGUGUCCUUGUCGGCGUGAGGCUUGACGCUGGACUUGUUUUCACCGCCACCUCCUUCCUUAAGAUCCUCGAGGAGCCCAUGAAGAGCUUCCCUCAGUCAUUGAUCCAGGUGUCUGAGGCCAUGAUCUCACUACAACGCCUUGACUCGUACUUAACAAGUGCAGAGCUGGAUGAUGAUGCGGUAGAGAGGGAGUCGUGUGAUGGGCGGGUUGCUGUGCUAGUGAAAGAUGGGGUGUUUGCGUGGGACAAUGAGGAGGUGCUGCGUGGGAUCAACCUGGAGAUACAUGGCGGUGCGCUAGCAGCAGUUGUGGGCAUGGUUGGGUCUGGAAAGUCCUCGUUACUUGGUUGCAUCCUCGGGGAGAUGGCCAGGGUCUCCGGUAAGGUCAAGGUGUGUGGGAGCACAGCCUACGUUGCACAGACGGCAUGGAUUCAGAGUGGCACCAUCGAGGAGAACAUCCGGUUUGGGCAGCCGAUGCACAGGGAGAGGUACAGGGAGGCCAUCAGGGUGUGCUGCCUGGAGAAGGACUUGGAGAUGAUGGAGUUCGGCGACCAGACUGAGAUCGGGGAGCGCGGGAUCAACCUUAGCGGCGGGCAGCAGCAGCGCAUCCAGUUAGCGCGCGCCGUCUACCAGGACUGCGAUGUCUACCUCCUUGAUGACGUCUUUAGUGCAGUCGACGCUCACACAGGCAGUGAGAUUUUCAAGGAGUGUGUGCGAGGUGCUCUGAGGAACAAGACUGUAGUGCUUGUGACUCACCAAGUCGAUUUUUUGCACAAUACCGAUGUCAUAUAUGUAAUGAAGGAUGGCAUGAUAGUGCAAUCUGGCAAGUACAGUGAGCUCCUCAAGGACGGAACCAACUUCAAAGCUCUCGUUGCCGCGCACGACAGCUCCAUGGAACUAGUAGAGAGUGCAUCACCAGAGGCUCGGAAAGGCGACUGCCAGCUGCCCAUCUCCCACCAGCCAUCAAGCAAAACCAACAGGUCAUCCAAUGGCAAUGCUGGUGCCUCCAUCUCGGUCAAAGCGGUGGUCAAGUCUAAACAAGCAUCGGCGCGGCUGACCAAGGAUGAGGAGCGUGCGAGCAGCCACGUUAGCUUCGACGUUUACAAGCAGUACAUGACCAAGACUUGGGGUUGGUGGGGCGUGGUGGCAGUGAUCUUCAUGUCUGUGGUGUGGCAAGGGUCCGUGGUGGCCAGCGACUACUGGCUCUCAUAUGAGACCUCCGGCGAGUUCCAGCCAUCUAUGUUCAUCCAGGUGUAUGUCAUCAUUGCUGCUGCCUCAGUGGUAUUUUUGUCAGUGUGGUUUUUUCUUGUUGCCUUCAUUGGCCUCCAGACCGCCAACCGGUUCUUCAAGCAGAUCCUCCAUAGUAUCCUCCACGCUCCCAUGUCCUUCUUUGACACCACCCCCUCCGGCAGGAUCCUCACCAGGGCAUCAUCGGACCAGAUGAUCAUCGAUCUCGUGCUUCCGUUCUUUAUCUGGAUGGCCGUGUCCAUGUACAUCUCAAUGAUCAGUGUGGUUAUCGUCACAUGCCAAGUGGCAUGGCCAUCCGUCAUCGCCAUCAUUCCGCUAGUGUUACUCAACCUAUGGUACAGGAGCUACUACCUUUCGACAUCGAGGGAGCUGACUCGUCUCGAGUCCAUCACCAAGGCUCCGGUGAUCAACCACUUCUCCGAGACGGUUCAGGGUGUUAUCACCAUCAGAAGCUUCAGAAAGGGAGAGAGCUUCUUCCAGGAGAACCUGAAUCGCCUGAAUUCUAGUUUGAAGAUGGACUUCCACAACAAUGGCGCCAAUGAGUGGCUUGGCUUCCGCUUAGAGCUCUUGGGAAGCUUUGUUCUUUGCUUCACUGCCUUGCUCAUGGUCACAUUGCCCAAAAGCUUCGUCAAGCAAGAGUUCGUGGGUUUAUCGCUCUCGUAUGGUCUAUCCCUCAAUUCAAUAUUUUUCUAUGGUAUAUGGGUGAGUUGCCUCAUUGAAAACAAAAUGGUAUCUGUCGAGAGGAUAAAGCAAUUCAUAAGUAUCGCACCUGAGACAGAAUGGAGGAUCAAGGAAUGCUUACCUGUUGCAAACUGGCCUUCAAAAGGAGAUAUCAAUAUCAUUGAUCUUAAGGUUAGGUAUCGGCAUAACACUCCACUGGUGUUGAAGGGUAUCACAAUAAGCAUACAUGGAGGAGAGAAGAUUGGAGUCGUUGGUAGAACAGGCAGUGGGAAAUCAACGCUGAUCCAAGCCUUUUUCCGAAUGGUGGAGCCUUGUGAGGGGAAGAUAAUAAUCGACGGCGUUGACAUCUGCACGUUAGGACUCCAUGAUUUGAGGUCUAGGUUCGGUAUCAUCCCACAAGAGCCUGUUCUGUUUGAGGGCACGAUUCGUAGCAACAUUGACCCGCUUGAGAAGUACUCCGAUGAGGAAAUUUGGCAGGCCCUGGAUCGUUGUCAGCUCAAAGAAGUUGUGGUUUCAAAACCGGAAAAGCUUGAAGCAUCAGUUGUCAGCAACGGUGAGAACUGGAGCAUGGGGCAACGUCAGCUACUUUGUUUGGGUAGGGUAAUGCUGAAACGCAGUAGGGUACUGUUUAUGGAUGAGGCCACUGCUUCAGUGGACUCCCAAACCGAUGCUGUGAUUCAGAGGAUCAUCCGGGAAGACUUCGCGGCAUGCACCGUCAUCACCAUCGCGCACAGGAUACCGACGGUCAUGGACUGCGACAGAGUCCUGGUUAUAGAUGAUGGACUAUCUAAGGAGUUUGACCAGCCCAUCAACCUGAUUGAGAGGCGGUCGCUGUUUGGAGCACUAGUUCAAGAGUAUGCAAACCGGUCGUCGGAUGCGUCGUAGGCUGGACGAAAUGGUGGCUGGGCUUUUCCACAUUUUUUACUUUGCUUUUUUUUUUGCCGAAAUGGUAGCCUUGGCGGGUGGGGCUGUGUGUUGCAUAGUUUAUCCUGUCGCCCAGAGAUGUGAUUCAAACCACAUAGGGUAGACCAUUCUUAGAGUUAUGCCCUUUAGGAAGGAGGUUUGUUGUAGUUGUAAGGUAAUUUUUCGAAAAUUUGAGCCGGCAUG
Molecule: messenger RNA, 4704 nt
Organism: Lolium rigidum
Lineage: Eukaryota; Viridiplantae; Streptophyta; Magnoliopsida; Poales; Poaceae
Product: ABC transporter C family member 14-like
Exons: 13
Coding region: 1-4482 (1493 amino acids)
Biological process (GO): transmembrane transport
Cellular component (GO): vacuolar membrane; plant-type vacuole
Molecular function (GO): ABC-type transporter activity; ATP binding; ATP hydrolysis activity
Source: RefSeq, a predicted model, not a curated record